This is a messenger RNA of Erigeron canadensis, 2319 nucleotides long. RefSeq names its product heat shock cognate protein 80-like. The record is from RefSeq and is a predicted model, not a curated record. Gene Ontology annotation, biological process: cellular response to heat; protein stabilization; protein folding. The transcript is spliced from 3 exons. NCBI's taxonomy places the organism in Eukaryota, Viridiplantae, Streptophyta, Magnoliopsida, Asterales, Asteraceae. Gene Ontology annotation, cellular component: perinuclear region of cytoplasm; plasma membrane; cytosol. Gene Ontology annotation, molecular function: ATP hydrolysis activity; ATP-dependent protein folding chaperone; ATP binding. Bases 89 to 2185 code for a protein of 698 amino acids.
CUUACUCCCCACUUUCAAAAUCAUUUUUUUUUUAAUUUUAUUUUUUCCUACUUCGAUUCAUCAAAUUCUUAGUUAAACUUCUCCGAUAAUGGCGGACACAGAGACGUUUGCAUUCCAAGCAGAGAUCAACCAGCUGUUGAGUCUCAUCAUCAACACUUUUUACAGUAACAAAGAGAUAUUUCUCCGUGAGCUCAUCAGUAACUCUUCCGAUGCUCUUGACAAGAUCCGUUUUGAGAGCUUGACCGACAAGAGCAAGCUUGAUGGACAGCCUGAGCUUUUCAUUCAUAUCAUUCCUGACAAGGCUACCAACUCUUUGACCAUUGUUGAUAGUGGAGUCGGAAUGACCAAGGCUGAUUUGGUGAACAACUUGGGUACCAUUGCCCGAUCUGGAACCAAGGAGUUCAUGGAAGCUAUUACUGCUGGUGCUGAUGUUAGCAUGAUUGGUCAGUUUGGUGUUGGUUUCUACUCUGCUUAUUUGGUUGCUGACAAGGUGGUUGUUACAACCAAGCACAAUGAUGACGAGCAGUAUGUCUGGGAGUCUCAAGCUGGAGGGUCUUUCACUGUUACCAGGGAUACUUCUGGUGAAUCCCUUGGCAGAGGUACCAAGAUGACUCUAUACCUUAAAGAGGACCAGCUAGAGUAUCUUGAAGAGCGCAGGCUCAAGGAUCUGAUCAAAAAGCAUUCUGAAUUCAUCAGCUACCCUAUCUCUCUAUGGGAAGAGAAGACCACUGAAAAAGAAAUUUCUGAUGAUGAGGAUGAGGAAGAGAAGAAAGAUGAAGAAGGCAAAGUUGAGGAGGUUGAUGAGGAAAAAGAGAAGGAAGAGAAGAAGAAGAAGACCAUCAAGGAAGUGUCUCAUGAAUGGGCUUUGGUCAACAAGCAAAAGCCAAUCUGGAUGAGGAAACCUGAAGAAAUUACCAAGGAAGAGUAUGCUGCUUUCUACAAGAGUCUAACUAAUGACUGGGAGGAGCAUCUGAAUGUUAAACACUUUUCAGUUGAGGGCCAGCUCGAGUUCAAGGCCAUUCUUUUUGUUCCCAAGAGGGCUCCAUUUGAUCUCUUUGAUACAAAGAAAAAGCCCAACAACAUCAAGCUUUAUGUUCGCCGUGUCUUUAUCAUGGACAACUGUGAGGAGCUCAUUCCUGAGUAUUUGAGCUUUGUGAAGGGUAUUGUUGAUUCUGAAGAUCUUCCUCUUAACAUCUCAAGAGAGAUGUUGCAGCAAAACAAGAUCCUCAAGGUUAUUCGCAAGAACUUGGUCAAGAAGUGUGUUGAGCUGUUCCAAGAAAUUGCUGAGAACAAGGAAGACUAUGCUAAGUUUUAUGAAGCUUUCUCCAAGAACCUUAAGUUGGGUAUCCAUGAGGAUUCUCAGAACAAGACUAAGCUAGCUGAGCUUCUCCGAUACCACUCCACCAAGAGUGGUGAUGAGAUGACCAGUUUGAAGGACUAUGUCACUAGGAUGAAGGAGGGUCAAAGUGACAUCUACUACAUCACUGGUGAGAGCAAGAAGGCAGUCGAGAACUCUCCUUUCUUGGAGAAGCUCAAGAAGAAGGGAUAUGAGGUGUUGUAUAUGGUUGAUGCCAUUGAUGAGUAUGCUGUUGGUCAACUCAAGGAGUUUGAGGGAAAGAAGUUGGUAUCUGCUACCAAGGAAGGUUUGAAGCUUGAGGAAACUGAAGAUGAGAAACAGAAGCAGGAGGCUUUGAAGGAGAAGUUCGAGGGUCUUUGCAAGGUGAUGAAGGAUGUUUUGGGUGACAAGGUUGAGAAGGUUGUGGUGUCUGACCGUGUGGUGGAUUCUCCAUGCUGUUUGGUUACUGGUGAAUAUGGGUGGACUGCAAACAUGGAAAGAAUUAUGAAGGCACAGGCUUUGAGGGAUUCAAGUAUGGCUGGUUACAUGUCUAGCAAGAAGACCAUGGAGAUCAACCCCGAGAACUCUAUUAUGGAGGAGCUUAGGAAGAGGGCUGAUGCUGACAAGAACGACAAGUCUGUUAAGGACUUGGUGUUGUUGCUUUUCGAGACUGCAUUGCUUACCUCUGGUUUCAGCCUGGAUGAACCCAACACUUUUGGCAACAGAAUCCACAGAAUGUUGAAGCUUGGACUCAGCAUUGACGAGGAUGUUGCUGAUGAAGAUGCUGAUGUGCCUGCCCUUGAGGAAGCUGAUGCUGAUGCCGAGAGCAAGAUGGAGGAGGUCGACUAAUUUCUUCGUCCUCAUAUUCGGCAUGGUCUUGAUUUAUGUUUUGAACUGUUAUAGCUCUUUUUAUGCAGUAUUUUUGUUAUUUUUAUGGAACAGUAUUUUCGUCCAACAAGACACGUAAUUGGUUUUCAUCAUUA